AUUCACACUGUGUAUGGUAGGCUACAAAAAAGGGAAAGGGUAAGAAUCGUUACGUCAUAUUGGAAGGUAAUACCCGCUGGGGAUGGCGAGCAACAUCAGGGUGACACAAAAUCGUAUAAAAUGAUGCAAUUAGAGACAACUAAAAUCAGUCGAGUGUUCAUCUUCGACGGAACAAGAGAAGUUUAGUUGUUUACCAAUUGCUGAAUUCCUUUGCUCGUUACCAUCUGCUAAAUUUCGGCUUGCCACAAUGGGUAUCCAUGGCAUUACACUUCUAAUUACUGUUGCCGUUAUGGCUGGAUCGUGCAUAGCUGUGCCAAUGGGUUCUCCGUCUUCUAGCUAUGGUGGUUAUUCAUACCAAACUACCAGUGCUGCGCCGUACUACACGACGACGUAUGCUGCCCCCAGUUAUUACACUACAAAGGCGCCCGAGUACUACCCCACAACAUAUGCGGCACCCACUUACUACACCGAGGCUCCCAAGUAUUACAGCACGAAGGCUCCUGAAUACUACACCACCACGUAUGCAGCUCCGACUUACUAUACGGAGGAACCAAAAUACUACUCCGCACCGAGCUAUUACACAGGAUCGCCAGUAUAUUACACGACAACGUAUGCCACUCCAAGCUACUACACCGAGGCUCCCACUUACUAUACCACAAAGGCCCCUGAGUAUUACACCACAACUUACGCUUCACCAGUUUACUACACCGAGGCCCCGAAAUAUGACUCUGCUCCAAGCUACACUACAACCGUGUCGUACUACACAACUACAGAGGCGCCUAAGUAUUACGUAGCACCAACCUACUACACUGAAGCCGCGCCAUCUUAUUACUCCGAGCCGACCUACUACACUGAAGCCCCGAAGUACUACGCUGCCCCAAGUUACUACACCACGACUGCUCCUUCGUACUUCGUCGAACCUACUUACUACACCACAACUUAUGCUGCUCCGUCUUACUAUACUGAGGCUGCUGAAUACUACACAACUAAAGCCCCAGAGUACUACACAAAGAAAGCUGAAUACUACACCACCACUUACGCCGCUCCAGCUUAUUACACUGAGGCUCCCAAAUAUUUGGCUCAACAAUACACUACAACAUAUGCUGCCCCAAGCUAUUAUACAGAAGCCCCGAAGUACUACACUACAACAUAUGCCGCUCCGGUUUACUACACCGAAGCUCCUCAAUACUAUACCACAAAGGCCACUGAAUACUACACAACUGCCGGCCAGGAGUAUUACACGAAGAAAGCUGAGUACUACACCACACCAUACGCUGCUCCAGCUUACUACACCGAGGCGCCUAAGUACUACACCACCACCUACGCUACUCCGGCUUACUACAUUGAGGCUGCUGAAUACUACACCAAAAAGGCUGCUGAAUACUACACCACAAAGGCUGCUGAAUACUACACCACAAAGGCUGCUGAAUACUACACAACCACUUACGCUGCUCCAGCUUACCAGACUGAGGCCCCCAAAUAUUACCAGAGUGAGGCCCCCAAAUAUUACCAGACUGAGGCCCCCAAAUAUAACCGGACUGAGGCUCCAAGAUAUUAUACUACAAAGGCCCCCGAGUAUACCACAGCAUAUGCUGCACCGAGCUACUACACUGAAGCUCCGAAAUACUACACAACAACCUAUGCAACCCCAUCCUACUACACUGAGGCUCCCAAGUACUAUUAAUCGUGAAAAUUGCGUUGUCCAUCAAGCUCGACGAUGGAAUAUUCAGAUUUGAUUUUAUCAUUUACAGUCCUCGUUCCAAAAUAAGUAAUUCCAUUUAUGCAUUCAGUAGUCGUUCCAUACAAAUGUUUCCAAAUGAAUUGUUGAAUACAGAUAUAAUGCCGUUAACAAA
This is a messenger RNA of Daphnia magna, 1853 nucleotides long. Its product is annotated as extensin-2-like. The coding region runs from base 248 to 1684 and encodes 478 amino acids. The transcript has 2 exons. The record is from RefSeq and is a predicted model, not a curated record. NCBI's taxonomy places the organism in Eukaryota, Metazoa, Arthropoda, Branchiopoda, Diplostraca, Daphniidae.